AGCUUCCCUGCAGCCACAGCUGCCUCCAGCACCGUUGGAGCUGCAAGGGAAGCCUCAUUGCAGAGGGAAGCCGAGCCCUCCUGCCCCCCACUUUGCUCACUGUGGAAUACCCCAUGGGGCCUCCUCAAGGCCCUGUUAUGAGGGCGCCCAGAUUCGGCUGAAGGCCAGGCUAUCCCCAGGGUCACUGCUGGAGGAAUCGCUUGGGCUCCUUCCACCGGCUGAGAGGAGCUGCUCAGUCGGAGGGUCCCCGAGCUUGCCAAGGUCCCAGAGCCCUUUGGGGGGCUCUGUGCCUCCGUGCUGGGGCCAGCAGCGGGGAGGGCUGGGUCCCCAGGAGCCGGUGCGCACUUUCCUGUCCCUGUGCCUGGGAAUGCGCCUGCUCCUGCGUUCCUGCAGCUACAUGUGCACACGUGUGAGUGCUCUUCACCCCCCCCCCCCCGUCCCUCCGUGAGCCUGCCGGGGGGCUGGGGCAGCGGAUUUCAACAUCUCUGAGGAAUCCGGGCAGCGGGCCAGGUGAUGAGUCACACAGGCUGCAGAGAUGGAGACGGCCCCUCCGGCUGCAUGUGAACAAUGUCCCACCCUGAAGCAAGAGGGACUGAAGCUAGAGGCCAAUGGUGACUCCCCAACCAACAUGACAGGUUUUAAUCUCAUUAAGAGGUUUGCCCUCAUGAAGGUCUCAGCCAUCAAGCGGAUUCGGAACCCAAAAGGACCCUUCAUUCUGCGCUUGGGGAAUGCCCAGCUUGCUCUCCCCACAGCCCAGGUGUUCCCUGGGGGUGUCCCUGACCAGUUUGCAAUAGUGUUGACCCUUCUGCUGAAAAAACAGACAAGCAAAGAUACCUGGUAUUUAUUGCAAGUGACUGAUAAAGAUGGAUACCCACAGAUCUCCUUGGAGGUCAACAGUCACGAGAAGAGCCUGGAGUUCCGGGCCCGGGGCUUGGAUGGCGACUUUGUGUCCUGCAUCUUCCCUGUGGCCCAGCUCUUUGACCUGCACUGGCACAAAUUGGUGCUGAGUGUGACUGGGCGUGUGGUUUCAGUCCAAUUGGACUGCACCUCCGUAUCCUCCCAACCUGUGGGUCCCCGGCGUGCCGUGCUUCCUGAGGGCCAUGUCCUUCUGGGUGUGGAUGCUGAGCAAGGCAAGCCUAUCUUCUUUGAUUUGCAGCAGGCACACAUCUACUGUGACCCUGCCCUGGUGAUGGAAGAAGGGUGCUGCGAGGUCUCACCAGCUGGGUGCCCUCAGGAGGCCUCCAAGGCCCGACGGGACACCCAGAACAACGAGCUCAUUGAGAUCAGUCCACAGGCGGAGGGCAAAGUCUACACUCGAUGCUUCUGCCUGGAGGAGCCGCAGGGCAGCAAGGUGAACGCUCAGCUCUCAGGAAAUGCUGAAAUCAAGAAAGAGAGGGGAAGUAAGGACGCCUCCUGGGUACAGAAGGCUAUGCCAGCUGAUGAGUGCCCACCUUGUGCCAGCCAUGCCGUGGAGAAUGUCACACUGGGUCCUCCUGGUCUCAAGGGGGGGAAAGGAGAACGGGGUUUGCCUGGCUCCGAAGGACCCAAGGGAGAGAAAGGAGCUCGGGGCUCUGAUUGUGUCCGGACUUCCCCAGAGGCCCCUCUCCAGUGUGCUGAAGGCCCCAAAGGUGAAAAGGGAGAUCGAGGAGACUCGGGUCCUGCAGGAAUUACUGGAUCGACUGGACAGAAGGGCCAGAAAGGAGAGAGAGGAGACGCUGGCUUCAAGGGCUCAGUGGGGAAGCCUGGCCGAGACGGCCGGCCCGGGGAAAUCUGUGUCAUCGGCCCCAAAGGGCAAAAGGGUGAUCCCGGCUUCGUGGGACCAGAAGGGCUGGCUGGAGAGCCGGGGCCCCCAGGACUGCCAGGACCCCCUGGGAUUGGGCUGCCAGGAACACCUGGGGAUCCUGGUGGCCCAGCGGGUCCAAAAGGAGACAAGGGAAGCUCUGGAUCUCCCGGGAAAGAAGGUCCAGGGGGAAAGCCUGGAAGACCAGGAACGCCAGGACUGAAAGGGGAAAAGGGUGACCCCUGUGAGGUGUGUCCUACUCUGCCAGAGGGGAUCCAGAACUUCAUGGGACUUCCAGGAAGACCGGGCCCAAAGGGGGAGCCGGGAGAACCCGGCCUGCUGAAGGAUUACCUGGGCAGUGCUAUGGGCCGGAAGGGCAACCGGGGAGAGCCUGGCAUCAGUGGGAUGAAGGGUGAAAAGGGGGAGCCAUGUUUGCCCUGCAGCCCAGGUGUAGAUGCUCAGAACUUAGUGGGGCCUAAGGGAGACGUGGCCUUCCCAGGCUUUGGACUGCCUGGCCUUCCGGGGAAAGCUGGGGCACCAGGGCCAACAGGGAUUAAAGGAGAGAAGGGUAACUUUGGUGAGAUGGGGCCAAUUGGCCAACCGGGAACCCCUGGGACCAUGGGACCUGCUGGCAUUAAAGGGGAGAAGGGGGAGCCGUGUGAGCAGUGCCCUUCCACAUCAGAGCCUUCUGGCAGGGCUCUCCCUGGGCCUCCCGGUGAGAAAGGGGAACCAGGCCAACCUGGGAGUGGCCAGCCCGGAAAGCCGGGUAAAGCAGGGGAACCUGGAUUGAAGGGACAAAAGGGUGACGCAGGUAAUCCAGGAGACCCUGGGAAGCCGGGCACUGAGGGACAGCCAGGGCUGUCCGGACAGCCGGGGAUCAGGGGUCGCCCAGGGCCGAAAGGAGAAAAAGGAGAUGCCUGUGUCGCCUGCCCCACGCUGCAGGGAGAGUUCACAGAUGUCGCUGGAGUUCCUGGGAGACCAGGGCCCAAGGGAGACCAGGGCCCGGAGGGCGUGGGCCGUCCUGGCAAACCGGGACAGCCUGGCCUGCCUGGUGUUCAAGGCCCACCUGGGCUCAAAGGUUUGCAGGGUGAUCCAGGGCCUCCAGGGCUGUCGGUCCAAGGUCCUCCGGGAGAGGCUGGUGACCAGGGUUUGCCAGGUGCCAUGGGACCUCCAGGACCUCGGGGCCCACCCGGCUACGCUGGAGAGAAGGGCGCCAAGGGUUCUGCUGGGCUGAAAGGGGCUGUGGGACCCCCAGGCCCCACGGGCCUCAGUGUCACCGGCCCCCCGGGCCGGGACGGGGCUCAAGGGCAGCCAGGGCUGCCGGGGGCCAGCGGGACACCGGGAGAAAAGGGAGCACGUGGAGAAAAGGGUGACCCAGGGGAGUGCUCCUGCCCCCCCGGUUCCCGAGGAGAAGCUAUCUUCUCCGGCAUGCCGGGUGCUCCAGGACUUUGGAUCGGCAGCUCUUGGCAGCCGGGCCCUCAGGGUCCCCCAGGAGUCCCCGGACCUCCAGGACCCCCUGGAAUGCCUGGACGGCAGGGAAUACCUGGCCACAACGGUUUGCCGGGACUGCCUGGGCCUGCCGGAGACUUGGGCCCCCUCUCAGCAGAGGCUGAAAGACACAUUCUGAAGAACAUCUGUGGGGACUGUGCACAGGCUCAGACGGGCCUUCCCACCCCGAGCCUGAUGAAGGGAGAGAAGGGCGACCAGGGCACUCCCGGCGUUCCGGGCAUCGACAACUGCGCCCGGUGCUUCUUAGAACGGGACCGCCCGCGAGCUGAGGAGCCCCCCGGAAACGGAGAGGGAGACCUGGGGUGUGCUGGGAGCCCAGGCCAGCCCGGCCCUCCAGGACUUCCAGGACAGAGAGGAGAAGAGGGCCCACCCGGGAUGAGAGGCUCCCCAGGGCUUCCAGGGCCCAUUGGCCCCCCAGGUUUCCCUGGCGCUGUUGGCUCCCCCGGAUUACCUGGUCUCCAGGGAGAACGUGGUCUUACCGGGCUGACGGGAGACAAGGGGGAGCCGGGCCCACCAGGACAACCAGGCUACCCAGGUGCCAUGGGGCCUCCGGGACUGCCUGGCAUCAAGGGAGAGCGAGGCUACACGGGUCCUGCCGGAGAGAAGGGAGAGUCGGGUCCACCAGGAGCUGAAGGUCUUCCAGGCCCCGUGGGCCCUGCAGGUCCCCGAGGAGAAAGAGGAGCCCAAGGUGGUGCUGGUGAGAAAGGAGACCAGGGAUUUCAGGGACAGCCAGGCUUCCCAGGUCCACCGGGGCCCCCAGGAUUCCCAGGCAAAGCAGGACCAGCUGGCCCACCGGGCCCCCCAGCUGAGAAGGGAAGUGAAGGAAUUCGAGGACCAUCAGGCAUGCCGGGCCCUCCAGGACCUCCCGGACCCCCUGGCAUACAGGGUCCUGCUGGCCUCGAGGGACUAGAUGGGAAGGAUGGAAAGCCUGGUUUGAGGGGGGACCCUGGCCCUCCUGGACCCCCAGGACUCAUGGGACUCCCGGGCUUCAAGGGAAAAACAGGACAUCCAGGCCUCCCUGGGCCCAAGGGCGACUGUGGUAAACCAGGCCCUCCUGGCAGCAGCGGGCGGCCAGGAGCUGAGGGUGAACCUGGCCCCAUGGGACUCCAGGGAAGACCUGGACCACCUGGGCAUGCAGGUCCCCCUGGAUCUCCCGGCCAGCCUGGGCCUGCUGGGAUCAGUGGAAUCGGACUAAAAGGAGAUCGGGGAACCCCAGGAGAAAGGGGUCUUGCAGGUCUUCCAGGUGAACCUGGUGCCCCUGGGCACCCUGGACCCCCAGGUGAGCCUGGAUCCGAUGGAGCGACCGGCAAAGAGGGGCCUCCUGGAAAGCCAGGACCUUAUGGCCUUAUGGGCCCAAAGGGUGACCCUGGAUCUGCAGGACAGAAGGGCGAGCCUGGAGAGAAGGGGAGAGCCGGCAUGCCGGGGGGACCAGGCAAGAGUGGCUCCAUGGGCCCUAUUGGGCCACCGGGGCCUUCUGGCGAGAGAGGCCACCCAGGUUCUCCCGGGCCUGCUGGGUCCCCAGGGCUGCCAGGACUGCCUGGAACAAUGGCAGAUAUGGUGAAUUAUGAUGAAAUCAAGAGAUUCAUCAGACAGGAGAUCAUCAAAAUGUUUGAUGAGAGGAUGGCUUAUUACACAUCCAGGAUGCAGUUCCCUGUGGAGAUGGCUGCAGCCCCAGGCAGACCGGGACCCCCAGGCAAGGAUGGCGCUCCAGGCCGACCAGGCUCUCCAGGCUCGCCCGGACUUCCAGGACAGAUCGGCAGAGAAGGCCGGCAGGGCCUGCCAGGAAUGAGAGGUUUGCCUGGUACCAAAGGUGACAAAGGAGACACUGGCAUUGGCAUUGCUGGAGAAACAGGUCUCCCUGGGCCUCCAGGUCCCCAGGGACCCCCAGGGUAUGGAAAGCUGGGCCCAACUGGGCCCAUGGGUCAACAGGGGAUCCCUGGAAUCCCGGGCCCCCCGGGCCCCACAGGACAGCCUGGAAAGGCAGGCCACUGUAACCCUUCAGACUGCUUCAGUGCCAUGCCCAUGGAGCAGCAGUAUCCACCAGUGAAAAGCAUGAAGGGGCCAUUUGGCUGAAAUGAUGUGCUGGCCAUCGACAUUAAGGACUCUCGUGAGACAGCCAAAGCUCUGUGGUCCUUCUGACUGGUUGUGAAUGAUUUUUAAAAUUGCUGUUGAUAUUUUUUUAAAGAAAACACCUCCUCCAACACACACACAAACAUACACAUAUAACGUCCACCCAUACACACACACACACACACACACACACACACACACACACACACACACACCAACCACAAUCCCUGUUGGAACUUACCUCUCCAAAUCCCCUGUCUGUCCUUGUUCUCUGUAGGCCUGUUCCAGGUUCAAGAAAGGUAAUAUCCCUUGUCAUACACACUCAAGCCAGAAAUGGUCUGUAGUGAGACUACUGGAGGUGGUCCCUGACUCCAGAUUUCCUUUUUUUUUCAGCAGCUUCUCUUUUAGGUUUUUUUUUUUCCUUAUGUCUUAUUCCAUCAAGACAACAUCUCUGAGCCUCUUGCCCUCUCUUCCUUGGGAAGUUUCUCAGGAGGCCGGCAGAAGAAACUUGGCUCGGCCUUUGAGUGGCAAGAGAAGGGAAGAGAGGUUCAAAAAUGCUACUUCUGAUUCAGAGAGGUCCCCCUCACUCCCUUGCCUGAAAACAGUCUUGCCCUGAUGUUCAUCUCCAUAUGUAGACUGUGACCAAAAUUCUGCCUGGUUUAGCUCUCCCUGCACCUUGAAGAAUGCAUGAGUUUACACUCGGCUGCCUGGCAAUGCCUUCAAGCAUGUUAUCCCUUCUCAUCGGUUCAGUGGCUCACUGAUGAUUGAGGGCCUAUGCAAAAGGGUGAAAGAUAAUCGUAUGUCCCUGACAGAGGCAGCUAGGGAAUGCUUGGGGGAAAUGAGGUAGAACCUCCUGCCUGCAAUAAUCUCUAGCAUUGUCUUCAGAAAAAAAGCUUCUGACAACCCCCUUUUCUAAACUGCAAAUUGCAUCAGCUGGGAUUCUCACUCACUGCCUAUUUCCUUUACAAGGUAACCUGAAUCCCUUAUUUGGAAACCAGCUUGCAAUGGGCAUGUUGGGGUCUGUCAGUGUGGGAACUACCGAUUUUAUUUCUAAACCUCCGAUGAGCUAAGUCUGAUGGGAUUUGGUGAUAUGCCUCCUGACUGCCUUUGUACAAUGACCAGGUCAAAAAAAAAAAAAAAAAAGGCAUUAUAGAAAUAUUCCUGUCCCAGCUUCAUCCUCAUUCAUUUUUCCAAAUGCUUGAUCCCUCUGGCCCAGUGGGCUGAUUGCCCUGUGCAAAAAUAACUGGUGUCCAAAAGGAUUUCCAAAGAAAGCCGCUCAGUUGGAUCCAACCCUGGCUUUCUGAAAGUUUUAUUAGUAAUGGAUAAACUUCAAAGGCAGCACAGAGGCAGUAAGUUCAGAUAUUUAUCUCAAUCCCUUGAGGCUCACAAAUAGGAUGGCAAAUUGUUCCCAUGACAUUUCUGAAACUUCACUUUUCUAUAUGGGUCUGAAAUAACUGUGAGAACUGACCUUCUGGUAGUCAGAAGAAGCAGAGGUGUGCUGAUUAGGAAAGGAAUGGGACCCACCAGACUCCUCCCAAUUCCACAGUAUUUCCAGGGGGGCUCUGAGAUGUAGCUGGCUCUUGUUUUACAGGGAUGCUUUGUUUACAUGAAUUCCAGUGUACUCUAUUAAAAAAAAAAAAAAAAAAAAAA
Messenger RNA from Sarcophilus harrisii (Tasmanian devil), 7009 nucleotides. It is a transcript of the gene COL16A1, whose product is annotated as collagen type XVI alpha 1 chain. The record is from RefSeq and is a predicted model, not a curated record. Lineage: Eukaryota; Metazoa; Chordata; Mammalia; Dasyuromorphia; Dasyuridae. The transcript has 71 exons. The coding region runs from base 536 to 5362 and encodes 1608 amino acids.